UGUCUGCAUCAGAGGCCAGUUGGAGAUAUGAGCCAGUGCGACGGUUUAUUUAUUAGUCCAGUGCUUGUCCAAUCAGUCUCACUAGGCUGUCAUCGUAUGUAUUGAGCGCAACAUGUGAAAUUCAUAAUAGGAACAGUAGGGGAUUGGAGGGAGCCUGAUCACUCAUCCUGGAAUAUUCCUUUGUUUUAGAGGAAAUAGAGUGAUGUCAUGGAUUUAAGUUUAUUAACUGGAAUUUUAUCAGCUGUCUUCAAUGUUUUCUUUGUGUGCAAUAAUUUUUUUUGUGGAAUAGCUCUCAUUUUGAUUUGAAUCUGGUUCGAUAAAACAGUCUAAAUAUGACUGAUCCUCGUGUUGUAGGCUACAGAGCAAUGGCUGCAGGUGGUGGCGGUAAUAAUUUGCCUUUCCCACAAGGCAACUUUGACAUCCCCGCUCUUCAAGCCAUUUACAUGGCGCCCCCACAUCAACCACAGCCGCCAGUUUCUAUUUCUCCCAGUAUGGUCGGCCAAGAGACAAGUGAUGAAACAGAGAUCCAGAAUCUAAUGAGCGGGAUGGAUUGUCACGGCGACGAACGACUAUCUCUGAGCGAUAUGGAAAAAUUCUAUAACAACAGCCUUCUCAGCGACAUCAAACUGCGCAUUGGAGAGAAUACGUUUUUCGCGCAUAAACUCAUCCUUGUGCGUUCUAGUGAAGUCUUUGAAAGAAUGUUAAGUGCUGACUGGAUUGAUCCAAAUAAAGGGGAGUUAGAGCUUGUUGAAGAACCAGAAUGUGUCAAGGUUUUUCCGUCAUUCUUACGUUUCUUAUACGGCUGUCACAUCGUACUAACUGCUGAAAAUGCCCUGCCUGCCCUCAUGCUAGCCGACAAGUACAAUGUCGCGGAUCUUCGACGAGUGUGCAUCCAUUUUGCAAUGACUAACAUUAUACCAAAGCUUCAGCUUAAAGAUGUGUUUCAUAUUUGGUACCAGUAUGCAACAAAGUGCUAUCAUCAGAGGUUGAUCGCAAACUGUAUACAAGCGCUCUCUCCAAAGGCAGACGAUAUUAUGUCGAUGCCUGAAUGGAGUCACGAAUGGUUGAAUCUUGACAAAGAACAAUUGAUAGAGUUUUUACGCAGUUCUGACUUGACAAUCCGAAAUGAGAUCACUUUAUUUUAUGCGGUAGUGAAAUGGAUAGAGUCACCAACACAUCCAGACCGACUACAAAACAGCGAAAAACUUUUGCGCGAGUUAAUGCAUUUUAUUCGUUUCCCCAUGAUGACCCCCGAUCAUCUUGACAAGCUUGAACAUCACAAAAUCAUCGAACAACAUAAAGAUCUGUUUCUACCCUUACUCCUGCAAGCGUAUAAGUUCAACUCUUUACCUCUUGAGCAUCGUGCCAGUAUCAAAGACUUCACAACCUCCUCAUUCUUGCUACGGAAUUAUACAGACUUGCGUUGGGAUAAGCGUAUAGUUUUAACAGGGUAUUCGCAGUACAUCAAAGUCUCGGAAGUCAUGCCCCGUUUUUCCACACGUUCAUCAGCAUAUCCACACACAAGCUGGGACUGGGAGAUCAAAAUAUACCCGAAGGGAUCCUCUUCAAACAAUGAUGAUUUCCGCGCCAUCCUAUAUUCAAACGUAGUUCUCGAUCAGCCUAGACCUAUGGAGUACUUGUUAUCAUUGGUAAAUAAUAAUGCUGUAUUACGAACAGUCUCUGGAAAAAAGAAUUUUUCGAAAACAAGGUAUCAAGUUGACACAGAGAUCGAUAAGAAAGUGACAUUAGAGGAACUCAUGACACCUGGAUCACCACUUCUUGUCAACGAUUGUGUUAUUCUUCAAGUUUCGAUUAAACCACUACAAUGAAGAUUUAGGCCCUGUUAAUGGACAAAUUGAAGCAGAACUUAGCAGGGGAUUGAUGUUGCUUCUUAGAAUCUUUAUCAGCAUGCAAGCUAGGUGAGAUGUCUAGUUAGCAUUUGUGUAAAAUUGCCUCCAAAAUUGCUUAUGUUCAUGCAUUAGCACCACUGUUCCAUGAUUAGCUGGAGCAGCAUCAUAUCCUAUUAAAUGGCAAUUUUGGAGGCAAAUAACUGUAUUGUAAAGCUACUACAUAGAGAAUCUGAUGAGCUUCAGUCAUUUGUUUUCUCAAUUGAUUGCCAAAAUGAACGAUCAACUAAGCAAAGGUUGCCCUGGAUGAAUUAUCUGGGUGUUGUAUCUGAGUAGGAAAGGCAAAUGCGAACAUCAACAUUUGGUUAAAUCUACUGCGUUUUUAAAUCCAAUACCAAUAGUUGUACAAUUUUGUCAGGGUAAACUUGCACUACAACUUCUUCAAUAUUAGUCCAAUGCAAACGCGGCUUUAGACAUGGUUUUUUCGUUUCUAGUUUUCCUUGGUUUAUUCAGUGAAUCUACAAUAUAAGAAAUAAAAAUAAAAUAACUCAAAAAAUCGAAAGGUAUAGAAGUAAUCUGAAAAUGUGGUAUUGCUCCAUUGCCUCCAAAUCUUGGAUCCAGCUCUUCUUCUGUAUUAGUAUAGUGGCUGUGUAAAGUAGAAUGGUUUUGCCUUGUACUUGCCUUUUAAUUUAAUUCUUUUAUAAGAACACUCUGAUAAUGUUUUAAAAUGAAAAAAAGUGGCUGUGGAGAUGACAAAUUUCAUUUCACCUUGAUGUGUGAUCAUUUAUUUGAAUUUUAACGUUCAUUUCUAUGGCCAAAAAUCUGAAAAAUAACAAGAUUGUGUGUAUUUUUCUGCAAAGAUACAAUAUUAAUUUUUAAUUCAAGGGUCUGCAAAGCUUAAAGGGGAUGAGAUGGGAAGGUACUCACAUU
Messenger RNA from Anneissia japonica, 2777 nucleotides. Its product is annotated as BTB/POZ domain-containing protein 17-like. The transcript has 3 exons. The coding region runs from base 333 to 1829 and encodes 498 amino acids. The record is from RefSeq and is a predicted model, not a curated record. Gene Ontology annotation, molecular function: protein binding. Lineage: Eukaryota; Metazoa; Echinodermata; Crinoidea; Comatulida; Comatulidae.